Molecule: messenger RNA, 571 nt
Organism: Hevea brasiliensis (rubber tree)
Lineage: Eukaryota; Viridiplantae; Streptophyta; Magnoliopsida; Malpighiales; Euphorbiaceae
Exons: 1
Coding region: 241-450 (69 amino acids)
Source: RefSeq, a predicted model, not a curated record
CAUCAACUACAGCUAUACUCCCUUGCUGUGUCACGUGAACACAAAGCCACUAAGAAAUGAGAAUCACAAAUGAAGGACGGCGGGGACAGAAUCCCCAGUGACUUCAUCUUCCAACCUCCGCCCCACGCCACCACUACCACCCUCUCUAUAAAAACCCAUCUCCACUCCUCUUCGUCCCUAUCAUCUUCUCGCUUCUUUAAAUAAAAAACAAAGAAAAGACAAACACCCAGUUGGAGGAAAAUGUCGGAUUGGGGUCCAGUAUUCAUAGCAGUGGUGCUAUUUGUGCUCUUAAGUCCUGGGCUGCUGUUUCAGGUUCCAGGGCACCACAGGUGCGUGGAGUUUGGGAAUUUUCAGACCAGUGGUGCUUCUAUUAUGGUCCAUUCUCUGCUUUAUUUCGCUCUUGUUUGCGUCUUCUUGCUAGCUGUUAAGGUUCACUUGUACCUUGAUUAAUUAGUAAGUACUAGUGAUCAUGGUAUCUUGCUUUGUUUAAGUUGUAUCCUAUACAUAAGCUAUCUACUAAUGCAUCAAUGCAAGUAUUUGUAAUUCUUUGAGAUUAUUGAAUUAUUAGAGA